Messenger RNA from Harmonia axyridis, 3759 nucleotides. RefSeq names its product protein goliath-like. The record is from RefSeq and is a predicted model, not a curated record. Bases 324 to 1646 code for a protein of 440 amino acids. The transcript has 9 exons. Lineage: Eukaryota; Metazoa; Arthropoda; Insecta; Coleoptera; Coccinellidae.
ACAACAGUGUGUCUAACCGUCCGGCAUCGAUGGUUACUGGUUCGUGCUCUGUUUGUUUUGUUUUCAGUUGAUCGCGAGACGGUGGAUGGCCAGGUGCUGCUCCAGUGCGCGAAAAUUCGAUGAAAAAUCAAAGGAGAAGUGAUGGUAUUUCGUGGAUAAUCUUCACUUUUCAGUUUGAUAAACUUUUAAGUAUUCCGUUCGAGAGCGUGGAGGUUGCCGAUUUUGACGCAGUUCUGCUAUGGUAGUCUCUGAACCUCUAACCAACAACCAAAACGUCCAUACGAGCAAAACUCCACCAAGUACGUGAACCGCAAGAAUCCGACAUGGCCCAGAACAGAACCCUGCUGCUCACCCUCCUCACCCAGGUGUUAUCGGCUCGCGGCGAGGAUUGGGUGUCACAUCCCCCCUUCUCCCACGUGUCAGACGACUACCAAGAGGACUCCUACACCACGGCCUACUUGAACGUCACCAAGUUCGACGAGAACGGCGGCUGGUCUUGGGACAAGACGGAAGUGGGGCGGUACGGUGGCGGUUUCGUGGGACCAGCUUCCGGUUUGAUCAUCCACGUGUCUUCUGCCUUGGAUCCCAACGACCACUCGGGGUGUGAGAUGCCUCUGAUGAGCUCGAGGGACGAUAGGAGGUUGCCACCUCCUGGCGAGCCUUGGAUAGCCCUGAUCAGGAGGGGCAAGUGCAAUUUUGAGGUUAAGGUGGAGAAUGCGUACAAGAGCAAUGCUGCAGGUGUGCUGGUGUACAACGACAGGGACUCUUCGACGUUGGAUAAGAUGAAGUUGGCGCAGGAUUCUGGACGAAAUAUCUGCGCUGUGUUCACUUAUAAGUGGAAAGGUGAAGAGUUGGCAACAUUGACAGAAAAAUCCAGAGGUGUAUUGGUACAUAUCACAGUAGCGUCCAAAACUACUUCGAGGGCAGCGAAUAUAAACAGAACAUCAAUCCUGUUCGUUUCCGUCACUUUCAUCAUCCUGAUGAUCAUCUCUUUGGCGUGGCUUGUGUUCUACUACGUACAGAGGUUCAGGUAUAUACACGCUAAAGAUAGAUUGUCGAGAAAACUAGGAAGUGCCGCUAAGAAAGCACUGGAUAAGAUACCCACGAAAAACAUCAAACGUGAAGAUAAGGAAGUGCAAGGAGAGGGAGAAUGUUGUGCCGUGUGCAUUGAAAGGUACAAACACAACGACACCUUGAGGAUACUUCCUUGCUCUCACGAGUUCCACAGAGACUGCAUAGAUCCCUGGCUGCUUGAACACCGCACCUGUCCAAUGUGCAAGAUGGACAUCCUCCAGCACUACGGAUUCGUGUUCACAGGAAGCCAGGAGAGCAUUUUUCAGGUGCAUGCCGAAGAGAUAGCCAGCCUGGACAGCGACAAUCCAGACAUUUUGGUGGGGGAGAUAAGUCCUCUUCCAGAAAUUAGGGCGGUUGCCAUCUUGAACCACAAUCAGAUGGACUUUUCGGACUUCUCACCUGGUGGCAACACCAGUCGAGCCUCUAGUCCGAACGAGAUGGCCCCCCCUCUGAACCAGGACAGUUACAUGCCUAUCAGGAUAUCUAGCUGGAGUUCAAGCUCCUCAAGGUCCAGCACCAGGAAGUCCUCUGCUGCCUCAAUUCACCAUCCCUUCGACAACGGAGAGUUUUAAGUGCUUUAUUGAGUGCGUUGUGUACUUGAACGUUUGGUUCUAGAACUUUUUUUUUCUUUUGGAUAUUGCAACAAUCCAGUGUGUGCUAAAAGGAAAGGUGCCUAGGCCGGUUUUUAAACAUUUAAAUUACUGCCAAUUACUUUGGAAAUGAUCUCCAAUCCCUCCUUUAUUUUUGAACAAGUUAUGUUUUUUUUUACCCAUUUAUGACGGUUGUUAAAUUCUUUGGUUAUAGAAACGCAAUCUUUUUUGUAUAUCGACAAUGCCAGUACGAAAAUCUUAUACUGGACAAAUUGAAAGAUAAGUUAAAAAUGAUGAAAUACUGUUUUUGAUAAGUACUUAAAUCUCAGAGAAUUGCCUUCAUUCGUUUCAGCCAAGUCACAGUGCUAUACACACCGGCAAAAUUAGGGAGAUUUUUUUAUCAGUUCCUCAUUAAAAGCCUCCAAAAUUGAGUUAUUGGGAAUUUUGGAAAAAUUCUGCCCUCUGGUGGCAUAAACCUGAGGCUUGUAAAAUGGGUAUGCAUCUCCAUAACUGAAAUAUUUCAGUUGUAUAAAAAUCAAUUGGAUAUUUUUUCUUGAACAGUUUGGACUAUUUUAGCAAUUUUUUUUUAAUUGCUGUUCAGAUACUGUUCUCAGGCACUUUGUUUUUUGUUAUAUAUAUAUAGGGGUGAAAAAUAGAAUGGAAAGUUAACUUUUAUUUAGAACAUCCUGUGGAGUAAUUCAUUGACAGACUUAAAUGUUUAGUAAUGCUUCUGAACAUAUUCUUUUUUUAUACAUUGUAAUAUCUUAAUUUUGAGAGAAAUUAAAGCACUUUAAAUGAUGUUAGUAAUUUAUCAACACAAUUAACUUUUUCCUGGAAUUUAUGUACACUUUUGAUUCAGUUUACCAAUUGAAUUUACCUUCAUUUGAGAUUAAAAACAUUAAUUUCUCGUUCAACAAUGGUAUCACCUAGAGGACUUGUAAUGUAUAUAAAAAUUAAGAUAUUGCAAUAAAUAAAAAAAGGGAAAGGUUCAGAAAAGAUGCGGCAACAUCUGAGUGUUCCUAAACAUUCUCAUCUGUCGACUCUUCACUGCACAGGGUGUUCUGAAUAAAACCUAACUUUUCAAUUUUUCAGUUCGCCACCUCUCUAUAACAAAAGAGGUAGUAAAUGAGGUCGGCAUUUGAACAGUUACGUUCCAGAAGAAUAAAGCUACUAUUAAAGAGAAUAAUUGCUCAAAUCUGUCAAAGGGUCGAGAGAAAAUGAAGUACAAACUUAGUUGAGAUUUUGAGCAUUUCGCUAAUUUUGCCGAUGUGUUUAUUUUGCACGCUACAUUUCGAAAAUGUUUCUUGGGAGAGUUUGGUGGUGCUAUUUUUUAUUCUGAAAACUCCCAUUAGUUUACGUUUUCGAGUGGUGAUGUACUUUUUACAAAAUUGGCUGUGUGUGUACUCGAUUGACCAGAAUGUUGGAUUUCUCCAUAUUUUUUGAAAAUUUUGAACCAAUUUCUGAUUGUAAAUUGAAAUGUUUCUUUUGCUUCCUGAUAUUUCCCCAAAAAGUCACUUUCAAUACUUUCUCUUACAUUUAUUCUCAAUUUCGAUAUUGUGUAUAUGAAGAUACAUAUGGUAUAGUGGAAAUUUGGAUAUUCAGAAUGUGUAUGAUUAAAAAUAUUCGAAACGUUGGUUUUUAUCCUUGAAAAUAAUUCAACACCUCUAAAUAUCCCAAUUUUCAUUGAUUAUCCUUAAUCGCAGGUAUUUUGUGAACAUAGGAUGUGAAUAUGACUGGAUUAAGGUUUUAAUUUGUGAUAUAUAGAUGAUAAAUGAAUAUUACGGUGCUUUCUGAACCUAGAAGUAAUGACCCAAGUGUAGCGCCUUUGUGAUGGACUGUAGUGAAGUGUGCCAAAGGACGUUAUGAAUUUUUGUUUGUAUAAUAGUUCAUUUUGACAUUUUUUAUGAUAGACACAUCGAGCUAAAGCGUAAAUUAUAGCCGACCCAAUAUUACUAAUGUUUACAAAUAUUGUAAAACUAAUACUUAAAGGACAGGUCCUGCUUCUGGUAAAGACAAUUUCGAAUGUAUUUUUUCGACAUAAAAAGUUCAUUAUUAUAUAUUUCUCUUCAAAUUGAAUAAAGGCUCCUUCUUAUUA